Messenger RNA from Trichophyton benhamiae CBS 112371, 333 nucleotides. RefSeq lists its product as uncharacterized. The coding region runs from base 1 to 333 and encodes 110 amino acids. The record is from RefSeq and is a predicted model, not a curated record. The transcript has a single exon. NCBI's taxonomy places the organism in Eukaryota, Fungi, Ascomycota, Eurotiomycetes, Onygenales, Arthrodermataceae.
AUGCUUGGCCAUGAUGCUCGUACAGGAGGCUUUCUGGGGGGCAUUCACGUAUUUUUGCGGAGAAAGAGAAAAGAGAUGAAGCGGCUAAUCGUGCCACCUUUCUCGAAGCGAGGUGCUGAAGGCCAUCACUGCCUAUACACCCAGACUCGGCUUUUUUCAAUGAACUUGUGGCUAUGGCCAGAUGCUUUAAAAAUUUCCACCUUCCCACUUCAGGGCGCAAGCAUCCUACUUAGUGGACAGCGGGAAGAUAAAGAUGGCGUAAAGAGGGAGAGACAAGAAGCACCUAUUCUCAACCCCAUGACUGGCCAGCAGCUCCUUUCCACCCAAAACUAA